AUUCCUUACCUGCAACAUGUCGGCUUGUUCUUGAUUCUCGUCGGAGGACUGGUCACGAUCAUUGCUGUAGCGGCAAUGCCUGCUCAACACGCCAGUAAUAAGUUCGUAUGGGGAGAUUUUCAGAACCUGACAGGCUGGCCAAACGGAGUUGCAUUCUUGACUGGUGUUCUCAACGGUGCUUUCGCAAUCGGAACUCCUGACUCUGUCUCGCAUAUGGCAGAGGAGCUGCCUAAUCCCAGAGUCGAUUUGCCCAAAGCCGUAUUUGCUCAAGUUGGGCUCGGAUUCAUCACGGCUUUCGUCUUCGGCAUCGCGGUCUUCUAUGGCAUCAACGACCUCGACGCAGUGAUUGGCAGCACGGGUUCCUUUCCACUGGGCGAGAUCUAUGCACAGGCAACAGGGAGCCGAGGUGCCACUUUCGGCCUUUUGCUGAUCGUCUUCCUCUCCAUUAUGAUAUGUCCUGUGGGGACAGUGCUGAUGCUUGGUCGUCUCUGGUGGGCCUUAGCACGAGACAAUGCAACACCAUUCUCCGGCUUCUUCUCGAAAGUCAACGAGCGCCUAUCCUGCCCGGUCCCCGCGACAAUCUUCUGCUCCAUCCUAACCACUGGAUUUGGCGCGAUUCAGUUGGGAUCCAAAGUCGCCUUCACAGAUCUUGUCGGCUCGUUCAUCAUCCUCACAACUGCAUCAUACUUCCUCGCAUUCUUUCCGCACCUACUCUCGAAGCGUUCUAACGUGCCCAAGGGACCGUUUUGGAUGGGAAGUGCAGGGUAUUUGGUGAAUGGGAUAGCGUCAACGCUCAUCCUGUUCUUCAUCUUUUGGUUCUCAUGGCCAUACGCCAAGCCAGUGACGGUCAGCUUGAUGAACUACAAUUCUGUUAGUUUGGUAGGCUGCGUGGUUUUGACAGCGUUUUGGUGGAUUGUGCACGGCAUCAAGAACUAUCCGGGCCCUAAGCUCGCGCAGCUGUACCUGUAG
This is a messenger RNA of Pseudocercospora fijiensis CIRAD86, 969 nucleotides long. RefSeq lists its product as uncharacterized. The annotation marks the transcript as partial. The transcript has a single exon. Gene Ontology annotation, cellular component: membrane. Gene Ontology annotation, biological process: transmembrane transport. Gene Ontology annotation, molecular function: transmembrane transporter activity. The record is from RefSeq and is a predicted model, not a curated record. Lineage: Eukaryota; Fungi; Ascomycota; Dothideomycetes; Mycosphaerellales; Mycosphaerellaceae.